Molecule: messenger RNA, 3331 nt
Organism: Acipenser ruthenus (sterlet)
Lineage: Eukaryota; Metazoa; Chordata; Actinopteri; Acipenseriformes; Acipenseridae
Exons: 8
Coding region: 346-2484 (712 amino acids)
Biological process (GO): double-strand break repair involved in meiotic recombination
Source: RefSeq, a predicted model, not a curated record
GUCCACAUCGAUCGCUUUUGCUUUAAGUGUUGCCCUCACUGUCGAAUUCAGCGGGUUGCCCGGGUUAGUACGGCUCCUAAAGAAAUAUGCAUUUUAAAUCUGAAGCUUAAUAAUCCCCAAAGAACAGUUUUAAUAAUACUGAUGUGUAAGUAUAGGCAAAACAUAAUGCUAUUAACAACGACAUCCGUUUGGGGAUGUGUAAAAACUACUAAUCCCAGGUGGCAUUGCGGCUCCGGCACCUGCGCAGUGAGGUGAGAGAGCGCGCGUCUUGAGCGGGGAAGAGAAAAGGCGCGCGCCUCGCGUCGUCUCCACACUGUCGCGUGAGAAGAGCUGACGGUUUGCGAAAUGUCUAAAAGGAAGAGGCAACAAUCUGCAGGCGGUAAGCGAAAAGGAACGACAAAGAAAAAGAAAGUAACACAGGAGGCGGCUUCGGGGACUGUGAACGAGGAGAGCGCCGCCUGUGGUCAGCAAGCGGAACUGCGCUGUGAGGAUGACCGCGCUGCCCCGAGCAGCGCAGAGGAGAGAGGAGUCGCAGGGAGGUCAGAGAGUGAGGGGGGAGACGGCGCUCACAAACUCAGCCCUGGAGUGAAGGACUGCUUCCUACCGUUAGCCCAGAAUAUCCUCCCGGGCCGCUCCUCCACUGCGGGCUUAUCCUGCGAUGAUGAUGAGGAUGAUGGUGAUGAUGUCGCCCAGCCCAGCGCGCCGGAGGAUACCACUUCGGACCAGCACAGGGGUGUAGGGGAAGGGCCGGGGCAGGGAGACGCCACCCUCCACAGUCACGGGGGAGUGCACGGGCCGAACCACAAAGCCAGCACUUCGGGAGAGCAGAGACAGGAGGCAGAUCCAGAGAGGCAGCAGGCCACUGUAACGGAGCAAGGGGGGGCAGGAGAGGGGGUGCAGGAGCACCUACCCCAUUCCGAGGGGUGCGGGACCCCUGGAUUAAAAGUCUCUCUGGGGUUGGAGGGUACAGAAACGCAGGGCGGUGGUGUUGCUGGUAGUCCACAGGGAGAGCUAGCCUGUUUAUUAGGGAGCGUGGAGGCUGUGUUUACAGAGGGGGGGACGCAGUCUGAGUCAGCCAAGCCGAAACACAUUGAGACUUACCCCGAGACACAAGCUGAAACAUCGGCCGAUCUGCAGGGAAAGGGGGUGGCGGAGCCUUGCAACGAAGCUGGGGCUCAGCCUGCACCCCCACAUUCCCACUGCGGAACCCCCGGAGAGCCUCCUGCCCUGCCAGCAGCAGCAGCCUCCGUUCCUGAGAGAGAAGAAUCUACGAGGCUCUGCAAAGGGGUGAUCCCCAGGCAGGGGCGAGGAGUCGCGAUGGAGAAGGGCUCGCAAGUUUUCCCGAAUCCGGGAUCUGGAACAACACAGCUGCCUCAUGCCUCUGCCGCCUCCUGGUCCCCUCGGAGCUGCGCGGAGCGAUCCCGGAUCCGACUCAGGAAUGAGGACGCGGAAUCGGCAGCAGGCAGGCAAAUCCCAGGCAGUGAGGAGGCGGGCCCUGAAAUGAACGAGAAGGAUUUCAUGAGAAAAACCCAGCAAAGCCAUUCACAGAGCAGAACCGAGACGGAAGAGUUAAAAGCAUCGCAGAGCUUCGGAGAGGGAGAGGGAAGCGACUGGGGACAAAUAAAGCUUUCAGAGAACAACAAACUAUCAACGUCAUCAUCCAGUGCAGCAGCAGCAGCAGAAUCCAAACCAGCAGCCGUGUACGUGAACCCGUGCGUGCUGGCGGAGAGGGACUGGGAAUCCCGCUUUGCCGUGCUGGAGAUGGAAGACUCGAGCGAUGCGGGGGCCGGGCAGCGCAAGGCUAAGGGGGCGGCGCGGUCAAGGCGGUGCAAGCCUGCCACCAGUGCUGCUGCUGCUGCUGCUGGGAAGAGGGAGGUGAGGACCGCGCUAGUGUGCGCUGAGACAGCCUGCCCUGAUCUGACUCACACCGAGGCGGAGGGAAGUCUCCAGGGAGCAGCUGGGGCAGACGGACAGACAGACCCUGCCUCGGCCGCCCAGGAUCGAGAGGAGGGGGGACCCCACCCCUGUACCCCAGCUGCUGCCCGGGGGAGCCCCGAGUCUGAGAGAGAGGACACGGGGGCCACACAGAGCUGCGAGGAUCACAGCGAGUGGGACUCUGAGUUUCUGCACAGCUGCUCCACGCAGCGCUUCACUGACUCCUGCUCUCUCCCGGCUCCGCUCCCUGUCCUUGGGACAGAGUCCGGUGGUUCUGCCCUGGAGCUGCCUCUCUCCAUCGGCUCCAUCUCGGACUCGCAGCUCCACGAGAUCACACUGGGGGAGGCGAUGCCGGAGCCCCGGUCCCGGUCUCUGCAGGACUACGAGGACGCCAGCGAGCUGGUGUGCGGACUCAUAGAGGAGCUCUCGCAGAUCAACCGGCUCAUCAUGCUGACUCACCGGGAGCUGCAGUCUGGAAGGAACCCCCGCAGGGCCAGGCUGGGCUGGAGGGGAGCUGCUCGCUACACCGCCAACCCCAAGGACCUGUAACCCCGCUGGAGACACACCGCCAACCCCAAGGACCUGUAACCCCGCUGGAGACACACCGCCAACCCCAAGGACCUGUAACCCCGCUGGGAGACGCACCACCAACCCCAAGGACCUGUAACCCCACUGGAGACGCACCGCCAACCCCAAGGACCUGUAACCCCGCUGGAGACACACCGCCCAACCCAAGGACCUGUAACCCCGCUGGAGACACACCGUCAACCCCAAGGACCUGUAACCCCAUUGGGAGACACACCGCCAGAGCUGGGCCGGCAAACUCCAGUCCUCCAGGUUUUCAUUGCAACUUGAGUUUCACUUCAUUCUUCUAACUUAUUUGUUCAAUCGGACAUCCUUGUGAGUGACUCUGGAGCAGCAGCAGUUGUGAUGCAUCGCUCACCCCCUGGUCUCUGUAAGUCGCUUUGGACAAAAGCGUCUGCUACAUGACUCCUUUUUAAUAAGAAUUUUUUCAAGGUCUUUUAAAUUGACAGUUUAAAAAAAAAAAUGCCCUUGAUUCAAAGUGUGCAGGAGCUGUGAAACAUUGUGAGGCCGGGGAGAGAGAAUUGUUUAAUGUGUCCAAUUUGUCAAAUAAUUUAGAGCAAUUAAGUAAUUGAGAGCUCGGGGUGGAAGGAAAGCCAGAAGCCGCCCUGCACAAGAGGCACCCGCAGACACACGACGCAAAAAUAUUCAGCAGCCACUGAGCUGCAGUGGUCAGGUGCUUCUGUGUGUGUGUUUUUGUUGGGUUAUUUUUUUUACGUUCUUAAAGUCUAAACGGUUUUAGAAAAUACUGAGUAUUUGGUUGUCUUUUAUAAAUGUUUUUUUUAUUUAUUAUUUAUUUAAUUGAUUGUUUUGA